UAAUUAAUUAUUUUUCUUUUAGUUCGUACGCGUAUAUCAAAUCAACAAUUGGGCUGAAGAAAUGGUAUUUUUAUAUAUGCAAAAAGCUGAAACUAAACAACGUAAACAACUGAAAAAAAAUUUGGCAAAAUUUUUGAUUGUGAAAAUUACAAAGAAAUUUUAAAGCGAAAGAAAAGAAAAAAUUUUUUUAUGAAAAUUUUAACUUACGAUUAUGUGUGAAUUAAAUAUACGAUGUGUACGCAGAAAUAUUGCUAAAUAAAUACAAGAUCAAUAAAUAUUCGGAGAAAUUUGUUGAAAACCUUUAAAAAAAAAAAAAAAAAAAAACUAUUUCUAUGGUAUGGUCACGCAACAACAAUAACAAUAACAGCAGCGGCAGCAACCACAACGACAACGCAAACCCCCCAGAAUUUACGGCAGCAAUAGCAACAAAACGCAACACGAUUUUAAAGACUGGAUACUGCUUGGCAGGCUUUGCUAUUAAAAACAAAGAAACAAAAAAUAAAUAAAUAAAUAAGGAUAAAUUGUAGAGAAAAGUAGUUUGCAAUGCAUAAUAAUAGCAAUAGUUUUUCAGCCGGCCGUCAAGGUAAAGAGAAACGUUUUUCUAUACACGAUGCCUUUGAGGAGGAAACCGAUGAGGCUAUACGGGUUUAUGGCUCAACAGUGAUAUCAACACCGAUGCGUUCAAAACAACGUUCCACAGACGAUGUUUCAAUACGUAUACAAGAUCCUAAGGGCUACAAUAAAUAUAAUGAGGAUACCACAUCACGUGACAGUGAUUCGCUUAUACAGGAAUAUGGAAACAUCUCAACAGAUGAGGUGAGCACAUAUUGCUGGCGGCAUCCGAAAGUGCGUGAAAAUUGGCGUACAGUAUUGGCAGCAGUUACACUCUUGCUGGUCGGUACAGGGCUGUUUGUAAUGGGAACAUUUGCUGUUGCCGAUCCGGCCAAUACAUCGCAAGGUGUUGUAUUUUUUGUUGCCGGCCUAAUAUGCUUCAUACCAGGUGCUUAUCAUGUUGUCUACAUUUGGUUGGCUGCCAAAGGUUAUCGAGGGUUUGAUUUUUAUCAUUUGCCACUGUUUACAUAAGGUAUAAAUUGUCAGGUUAUUACGAUUUCUUUUCCAUGAAAUUCAAAUAUUUGAUAUUAAUCCAAUUACAUACAUACAUACAUACAUACACACACACACAC
This is a messenger RNA of Glossina fuscipes, 1184 nucleotides long. RefSeq names its product transmembrane protein 134. NCBI's taxonomy places the organism in Eukaryota, Metazoa, Arthropoda, Insecta, Diptera, Glossinidae. The record is from RefSeq and is a predicted model, not a curated record. The coding region runs from base 544 to 1083 and encodes 179 amino acids. The transcript is spliced from 2 exons.